AUGGAAAUUUAUCAACAACUGGGAAAUUCCACGCAAAGUUUACGUAAUCGCACUGAGUAUGGCCAACAAAAUAAUGCCACUACGGGUUACGCUUUUGACGGGAACUUAUCCGCAGGAGCGAACGACAUUAGACAGGGAGAGAUGACAGCUGGCAAGAACAACAAAAUAACAAGUAAUCCGGUGAAAAUAUCCAAAAGAUCAUCCCCCCCUAAAGGAUUUUUAAAGAUACAGCCAACGCUAAAAAAAUUUGAAGACAAACUAAAGGAAUUAGAGUCUGAAGAACAUAGUUCGGCACGUCCAAAACAUGAGCUACACUGGGACUUACACCGUAUAAAUCAUCAGAAAAGUCGGUAUGUCUAUUCUUUAUACUAUCAACGAAGACUUAUUGAUAAACAACUUUAUCUAUGGCUAUUAAAACACAGGUUUGCCAAUGGUCAGCUUAUUGCUAAAUGGAGGAAACAAGGAUAUGAGACCCUCUGUUGUUUGGAAUGCAUCGGCGAAACUGUCUGCGUUUGCAGAGUUCCGAAAAGCGUACGGAAAACUGAUCCUGACUUUAGGUGUGUCAAAUGUGGAUGUAGAGGAUGUGCAAGUAGUGAUUAG
Pichia kudriavzevii is the source of this 600-nucleotide messenger RNA. RefSeq lists its product as uncharacterized. Bases 1 to 600 code for a protein of 199 amino acids. Gene Ontology annotation, cellular component: spliceosomal complex; nucleus. NCBI's taxonomy places the organism in Eukaryota, Fungi, Ascomycota, Pichiomycetes, Pichiales, Pichiaceae. The transcript has a single exon. The record is from RefSeq and is a predicted model, not a curated record. Gene Ontology annotation, biological process: mRNA splicing, via spliceosome.